Molecule: messenger RNA, 1807 nt
Organism: Metopolophium dirhodum (rose-grain aphid)
Lineage: Eukaryota; Metazoa; Arthropoda; Insecta; Hemiptera; Aphididae
Product: ornithine aminotransferase, mitochondrial-like
Exons: 9
Coding region: 324-1634 (436 amino acids)
Cellular component (GO): cytoplasm
Molecular function (GO): pyridoxal phosphate binding; L-ornithine transaminase activity; identical protein binding
Source: RefSeq, a predicted model, not a curated record
UAUGCAUUAAGCAAUGAGCAUUCGUUCAUUUUUCAUUUUGCCGUUGAAAGUGAUUCGUAUAAUAUGAUAUCUGUGUAUAAGUUAUAUCCAGUCGAUCAAUAAAAAGCCUGACCGUUAUAGUAGCGUGAGUGCACCAUUAAAUGCAGAGCGCAUCAUCAUCAAACAACACGUAUCGAGUCCUGUGAGCAACUUCUGGUUUCUUUAAUUUUUGCAGCUGUGAGCCAGGUCUGAUUGUGCUGCUUUUGAUAUUCUAAUCGUGUUGGAAUAAUAUACCUAUUCAAGUCUUACAAAUUUGUGUAUUAGAUCUUAGAUAUCAAAACACAAUGUCAGGCCUACAAAAUUAUAGUUCUCAGUUUCUUAAGUACACAAGACUUUUCAAUAAUGUCUGUUUGGCCCGUUUACGUUCAAAUACUGCUACAUCAUUUGAAGUGAUUCAACGAGAGAGAAAAGUGUCUGCAAACAAUUAUCAUCCUAGCUCCGUGGUUAUCAGCAGGGGAAAAGGGAUUUAUAUGUGGGACGUUGAAGGAAAAAAAUACUACGACUUUGUGGGAGGAUUUGCCACCCUCAAUCAGGGUCACUGUCAUCCCAAAAUUAUUAAGGCCAUGACAGAUCAAUUAAAUAAACUUCAUCACACGUCAAGAGCUAUAUUUCAUGAUUCGCUUUAUGAACUUAAUGAGUUCUUGACUGAACAAUUUGAAUAUGAAAAAGUUUUGAACAUGAAUACUGGUGUUGAAGGAGGAGAAUCUAGUAUCAAGAUUGCUAGAAAAUGGGGAUAUAGGGUGAAAAAUAUUCCACAUAAUCAAGCGGAAGUUGUAUUUGCUCAUGGUAACUUUUGGGGGAGAACAAUUGCCGCCAUUUCUGCAUCCACAGAUCCAACAUCCUUCGAUGAAUUUGGACCUCUUGUUCCUGGUUAUCAAAUAGUGCCUUAUGAUGAUUUAAAAAAAUUGGAGCAAGCAUUGAAAAAUCCAAACGUGUGCGCAUUUAUGGUAGAACCAUUACAAGGCGAAGCAGGAGCAGUUGUGCCUACUCUAGGCUACUUGAAAGGAGUUCGUGAGCUUUGCACAAAAUACAACGUUCUUUGGAUUGAUGAUGAAGUACAAGCUGGAUUGGGUAGAACCGGAAAAAUGUUAGCAGUCGAUUAUGAAAACGUCAAACCUGAUCUGUUGAUUCUAGGAAAAGCACUUUCCGGGGGAGUCUAUCCGGUUUCUGUGGUAUUGGGUAACAGUGAAGUAAUGGAUGUCCUUACUCCUGGUACUCAUGGGUCUACAUAUGGUGGGAAUCCAUUAGCAUGCAAGGUCGCGCUGGCUUCACUAGACGUAAUCAUAAGCGAAGGCUUGGUAGAAAACGCAUUUAAGAUGGGCGAGAUCUUCAGGUCUGAACUCACUGCUCGUUUGGACGAAAAAAAAUUAAUUCAAGUCAGAGGAAGAGGCUUGCUGAAUGCUAUCGUGUUAAAUACAAAUGGCGUAUCCAAUUAUGUCUACAAAUUAAACAAUGAGUUGAAAACUAAUGGAUUGAUUUCUAAGCCUAUUGGGUCAGACGCAUUGAGAUUCUCGCCACCAUUAAUAAUCACAGAAGAACAAUUACGUGCAGGAAUUGACAUAAUUGUAAACACUAUAAAUAAUUUUAAUAAUUAAAUAUUUAUCUUUAAUAUAAAAGCAAAAACGAUGUACUUUUUAUAAAUUAAUUCAUUCAUUACAACUAAAUAUACUAUAAUUAUUACUAUUUUAUAAGUUAUAAUAUUAUGAGAACUGAAAGAUUGUAAUUCAUAAAUUCAUACUCAUUUUAUCAAUAUCAUUAAACACGUCAU